This is a messenger RNA of Artibeus jamaicensis (Jamaican fruit-eating bat), 1213 nucleotides long. RefSeq names its product lymphocyte antigen 86 (gene LY86). Gene Ontology annotation, biological process: innate immune response; positive regulation of lipopolysaccharide-mediated signaling pathway. NCBI's taxonomy places the organism in Eukaryota, Metazoa, Chordata, Mammalia, Chiroptera, Phyllostomidae. Bases 97 to 576 code for a protein of 159 amino acids. The transcript has 5 exons. The record is from RefSeq and is a predicted model, not a curated record.
AUGUCACCCUUUUAAUGAAGGCAGAGGAAGAACCACCCUAAAGGUCCUUUUUACUGGGCCUGUUAUUUUUCUGCUGGUCACACACAGGCCCUCACCAUGAAGGGGCUCACUACUGCCUUCCUCGUCUGGACUCUGAUUUCUCCUGAGGGUGGUGGCAGCCAAGCCUGGCCCACACACACAGCCUGCAAGGACGGGGGCUUGGAAGUGCUCUACCAGAGUUGUGAUCCAUUACAAGAUUUUGGCUUUUCUGUUGACCAGUGUUCCAGACAUUUAAAGUCAAAUCUCAACAUUAGAUUUGGAAUGAUUCUGAGAGAGGACAUCAAAGAGUUGUUUCUCGACGUAAGUCUCUUCAGCGAAGGCCUGUCCAUUUUGAGUUACUCCUAUCCCAUCUGUGAAGAGGAUCUCCCCAAGUUUUCUUUCUGUGGAAGAAAGAGAGGGGAACAGAUUUAUUAUACUGGCCCUGUCAAUAAUCCUGGAUUUGACAUUCCCAAGGGAGAAUACCAGGUUUUGCUGAAACUGUAUAAUAAAAGCAAUCCCAUGGUGGCCUGUGCCAAUGCUACCGUCAUCUGUUCCUGAGCAGCUCAAAGGCAUGACGAUCUGCCUCGUGGGAACUGCAAGCUCUUCAGCCUGAACCUACUGUGCCAGAAGAACCAGUCAGCUACAAAAGGAGCCUCAAGGAGCUUGUUGAACGUGCCAGUGUGACUUCAGCCCCAGCACCAGGGGCCCCAGGCUCCACAUGUGUAAUGAAGUGCCCGAAAGUACCUGCUUCUAAGGAGCCUUCUAGUACUCACUGAGCAGUCCGGAGGGUCCAUCGUUCUUCACCAAAUGGCCACCUCCCACCAAAUGUCCUGCUUCUCAGCUCCUUAGGAGUGCUUCCUCAUUUACCCAGAAUAAAGAAAGCUGGCCCAAAAUCACUUCUCGUGGUUCUUCCAAGAAUCUGAGUACAGUCCUGAAGUUAUAAUGCAGUUUCCUGCAGACACGGUCCGGGGCUGGCACAGCGUACAUAGUGCUAAGAGAUUCGUCAGGAUGGUGGUGAACCUCCUCCAUCCUUCCCCCGGGCCAGCCCUGUGCCUCGGACCACAAGGGUGGGGAAGCCGAUGAAACCUCGUAAUGAGUGACAGCAGAGUCCUCCCUGAUGGGUAACUGCUGAACAGAACGAACCGGGCCCUGCACUCAUACUCCAGGGAGCAAAACCGACACUGUCCCUGUGGAG